CGUAUAGCUUCCCACUUCCUGUUCAUUCCCACGUUUCGCUUGCAGGGAGCGCUGUGGCGGGCGGAGCCGCGGAGUCCCGGCACCACAGAAGAAGAACUGCAAAUGUCCUGGAAGAAAACAUCUCUCAGACAGCCACAGCUGCUGCAGUGUUGUAACCAAGACAAAGUUGCAGGUCGCCACAGAAUCGUAACAUAAGAUGCUUCACCGGACGACGUGACUAAAAACAAUAAACGGCGUUUAAAGAGAAGAAGAAGCCGUACUUUUUCUGCGAUGGAGUUCCCUCAGCAUUCCCAGCAGCUGCUGUCAGCUCUGCGCUCCCAGCGCCAGCGGGGCUUCCUCUGCGACUGUACCGUCGUGGUGGGCUCAUCCCGUUUUCUGGCUCACAAAGCUGUUUUGGCUUCCUGCUCUCCGUUCUUCCACAUGUUCUACUCAGACUCUGCGGGGGUCCUCGGUGGAAACGGCACCGGCAGCUCCGUCACACUUGACAGUGACAUUGUCACGUCUGCUGCAUUUGGUUUGCUCUUGGACUUUGUCUAUGAAGGCGUGCUGCAGCUGGGCGAGUCUCCACCAGUGGAGGACAUAUUGGCAGCUGCAAGCUUCCUGCACAUGAACGAAGUCGUGAGAGUCUGCAAGAGACGACUGCAGAGACGAGGGCCUCUUGCUGAGGCAGACAGCACUCGCUCUGAAGAGAGCGCUGGUGCGAGGAGGGCAACAGAGACGGGAAGGAAGGGUGACGGUGGAGCUGAGCCUGUGGUGGCCAUGGCAGGGGAUUUCAUGAAUCCAGCCGCCAUGGCAGCACCAGUUCCAUCAGUAUCCAUAAUGACGGGGAAAAGUCAGUUAGAGUCUGUGAAGUCUGAACAUAGGACGGGUGGGGGGUCAUCAGAAGCACAGGUUAAGACUCCUCUGAGCCCCGACCUCGCUGAUACCACGCAGCCAGGCAUGGAUGCCCCUCCUCUGCCCCCAGGCGGAGAGCUGGUGCAGGGCAUCAUCACAGGCCGGUCUGCCCCUGUUGCAGGAGGUCACGCCAGUUUGGGCACUGGAGGUCAUGGGGAGGUGUCAGCACUCUGCAGCCCUUGCAGCACCACUGAGACAUACAGCCAUUGCAGUAACCAGCAGCCCUCCUCGUCUUCUUCCUCCCUGGUGCCAGUGAGUCAGGCUAGUGGUCGGUCAGUGGUUGCUUAUUCCCAGUCAGGAUCCACCCUCUCCCCUAGCCCACAGCAGGACGUACCCAGACUGCCACGGGAUGACUCUGUAAGGAACCCCUCAGAGGCGUACCAUGUAGAUGCAUCAAGUGCAAGACAACAGACGGUCAUGUUAGUCCAAGCAUCAGCACAAACCACACAAAACCCAACAUACUCACCACCACAGUGGGCACUUCCCCAGAUCCGAAUCCAGAACACUGUGUCGCUCCAAUGCCAAAGCUUGGACUUCCACUCUGCUCCUCGGACACAAACCCGUAAGGGACCUGAGGGGAAUGUGGAAGCUUCACCCACCACUAGAAAUGAAAGAUCUCACCCUCCGAAGGGAAGAGUGAGGACAGACCACAAUGAUGGAGAGAAGUUGAAGGUCAAAGUGGAGGCCAUUGUUAUAUCUGACGAAGAGUUAGAGGAGGAGACGGAGGAAAGCAGAGAGAGAGAAUCCGUGAUGGAAGAAGAAGAGGAGCUGCACAGUCCUCAGUUUCUCUCCUCCCACCCACAGGUCAUCUUACAAAUGACCUCCCAUUCAAAUGACUACUCCUUCCCCCUCUCUCCCUCCUCUUCGUCCUCCGGUGCCGGCCCUUCCUCCCAGGACACUUCCUCCUUCGCCCUCAUCCCUCCAUCCACAGCUCAGCAGCAUUCAGACCCUCCUUCCUACUUCCAGGACUUUCAGGACUCAUUAGGGAACUUUGUAGAAGACGUCCCAACCUGUGGAGUCUGUGGAAAGACUUUCUCAUGUACAUACACACUGAGGCGCCACGCCAUCGUGCACACACGUGAACGUCCCUAUGAGUGUCGCUACUGCUACCGGAGCUACACACAAUCAGGCGACCUGUACAGACAUAUACGUAAAGCUCAUGACCAGACGCUGCCCGCCAAACGCAGCAAGGCAGACAUGGAGUCCUCCCUGCCACCACAACCACCACCUCUUAGCUAACACACACACACACACACACAAACUAUUUAUAUACUUAUGCACACAUACCUAACUUUAACAUGAUAGCUUAACUCUAAUUCUACAUUUUAACCUAAAUCGAUCAGAGCUGCAACUGAUUAUUACUUUAAUUUUCAAUUGAUUUGUGGGUUAUUUUCUCGAAUAAUCAAUAGUAAUAAUGUCUUUUAUUAAUCCCUCAGUGGGGAAAUUCUUCUCUGCAUUUUACCCAUCCUUGGUUAUUAACGAGCAGUGGGCUCCAGUGUCUUGCUCAAGGACAUUUCGACAUGCUAUGGGGGGAGCGGGGAUCGAACCGGGUACCUUGUGGUUUUGGGACGACCACUCUCCCCAUGAGCUACAGCCGACCCAAUAGUUAGAUUGUGUCAGAAAAUGUUGAAAAUUGUAUUUCACAAUUGCCCAAAUCUCAACUGUUUAUCAAUAUGUAACGUAGCGCUGAGUGACCGGACCACCAGGUAUAGAUGGCCAAUCACAACAUUUUAGGGUGGGACAUUGAGAAAAAAUAUAGCCUGAGGGUCGGGGAGAUAUAAACAGACUACAGCAUAGAUGAUCUGGUAUUAAAGUGAAAAAGUAGUUUAAAAAUUAAACAGAAACUUGCACAUCAGCCGCAGCCAUCUCGGUUUUGCCUUAAUGCGGCACCAUUUAACAAUGUCCGUCUCAAACACAACCAAUAUUAGAUAAAUGGUUGUGAUUGGCCCAGAAGCAUCUGCCAGAGCAAAUAAAAGAAGAGCUCUUCGAUUUGUCCUCGUCCCCAUGAGUGCAUACAUACCAGAAUUCUCACACACACUAAACACCAGCGAUGUGGCGGUGAUAUCACUUGUCAUAUAUCACACUAACAUGCUUAAUGUGUGAAUGUCUCCUUAGAACCCUAUAACUUAUCAGAUUUUUUUUCUAUUGUGCUAAAAUUUCGCAGGGAUUUUACAGUUUGGGUUUGUCAUUUUUUAAUACCUUUAUCAUUAUUAAAAAAAUUAUCUAAAACAAUUUAAAAGAGUUUUAACAAGAUAUGUGACAUCCUACACUUAAUGUGCAAAUAAGGGAAAGCUAUUGUGUUUAGGAUUUUAUUAGUUACAAUAAUUGUAAUUUGUAUGACUGCCUUCUGUGUGACUCUGCCAGCAAAGUUUGACUGAUUGUAAAUGUAAAAGCAUUGUACCGUCUAGUGUUUUGUUUACAGGAUGAAACUAUCAAAGCAGAUACCUGCACCAAUUCUACAAUUAGAAUCAGAUAGUGCCAUUUUAUAACUUGUAAUACAAGCUUUUCCUUGCAUCAGUUUUAAUGAAGCCGCUUCAUCAAUAGCAGAUGUAUACAGUUUAUCUGAUGAAGGAGAAAAUCAACUGUGCCAAAAAGUAUUUUCUUUGUCUCCUCCAAACAUGCAGUGAGAAGUCUUUCAUUAGGAAUCAUUCCUAAGUGAGGUAACUGACUCAGAAAUGUCAGUGGCAGCCAAAUAAACUGAUUAACUUUACAGGGCCUCUAAUGUAUGCAUUUCUAGUGGCUUUUCAGGAUUAUUUACAUUAUAUUACUGUUUAAUUUGGUCAGAUUAUUUUAGCACUGUGGCUAUCUUGUCCUUACUUAUAAUGUUGCUACAUAUUUCAUAGACUUUGUUUAGCAUUCUCCAUCAGCGUUAAUUCAAAGUAGGAUGGAAAAAGACUUGUUUCACUAUUCAACUUUCAGCCGUCAUGGUAGUGUUGCAGUGGAAGGGACUUUCUCCCUUCCACUGCAACACUACCAUGACGGCUGGAAGUUGAAUGAGUUUGAGGAUACACCGUUAUGUGUGUGGCUUUUCUUAUUGUGUUUCUCCUGUAAUGUGACAGAAUAUACAGUACGAGCACACAAAAUAUUAUUCUGCCUUCUCUUAUGUGUUUAUAUUUUAACUUUAAAUGUGCCUGAAUGACUGACUGUUUGGAGUUAGUGCUUCUGCACCACAUUACUAUUUGGUAUUGGAGUUUUGUAUUGUGAGAAGGGACAGUGGAGUCAGUGAUCAUUUCAUCCUUGUGUCAUGGUGGCGGGUGUGCACAAUCUAAAUGUUACUUAGUGA
Cyclopterus lumpus (lumpfish) is the source of this 4177-nucleotide messenger RNA. RefSeq names its product zinc finger and BTB domain containing 3 (gene zbtb3). The transcript is spliced from 4 exons. Gene Ontology annotation, cellular component: nucleus. The record is from RefSeq and is a predicted model, not a curated record. Gene Ontology annotation, molecular function: protein binding; RNA polymerase II cis-regulatory region sequence-specific DNA binding; DNA-binding transcription factor activity, RNA polymerase II-specific. Lineage: Eukaryota; Metazoa; Chordata; Actinopteri; Perciformes; Cyclopteridae. Bases 271 to 2133 code for a protein of 620 amino acids. Gene Ontology annotation, biological process: regulation of transcription by RNA polymerase II.